CGGCAAUUUGUCCUUACUCGAAAGAAACUUUUCAACAACAGCAGAAGCGCUAGCUUUUAUCCAAAGGAAAAUUUUGUACCGAGCUUUAGCUGGUAAAAAAUGAAGUUUGUUCUUGUUUUUCAAGCCAUAUUGGCUACUUACAUGAUUCUUUGUGAUGCAAGGCAUGGCUUGGAUCAUCACGGGAGGCAUCACGAAGACUUCAGACACUUUCAGCAUGGCUGGAAGAUCGACUUGAAGAAAAUGGAAACUCCAAAGAACGAGACAAUUUCAAUAGAUGUCACAAGGAAGAGCUCUAGUAGUGAAGGGAAUGAAAAGAGUACAAUGAAGGUAAGCUUGAGGGUUCAUAUUGUUAAAGGUGGAGUUCACAUAAAUGGGCAAAAGAUUGACCACUCCGUUGUCACAUCUGUUCACAUUCGCACAAUUGUUGAGGAAGUCUUUUCUGAUGGCAAAGUGACAAGGAAGCCAGCAAUGAUCCAAGUUCGAGCAAUCGUUUCGGAAUCAACCAAUGCCAAUGGAGUUAAGAUCUUUUCAUUCCAAGAAGAGAUUGUUGAAGUUGAAGAUGAUGAAGUUGAUCAAAUAGAAGUGAAAGAAAUUGUUCUUGAAUUAGGUGAUAAUAUUAACGAAAGCAAGAGAACCCUGAAUAUUGUUAAAAUCUCCGAAAGCAAUAUUCACAAGCAUGCAAGAAACAAAGACAAACAUCUUUGGGCCUGCAGAGGGCGUUUGCCUAAGGUGCCAUUUCAUAUUUCAAGAGAGGAAAUGAAAAGAUGGAAACAUAGGCAUCCUAGACCACCAAUGUUUGAGACUGGACAGAACAAAGAUGAGGACAAGUGGAGUGGAAGAGAUGGUGAUGAUGAUGAUGAUGAUGAUGAUGACAAAGACAAUAAGGGCAAGCAUGGACAUGGCAAACGUCACCAUCACCGUCAUCAUCAUGGCCCAAAACGCUGGAUGCGUCACUUUUGCAACUGGUUCCACAAACUUCCAGUUGCAACACGUGCUGCAUUCUGUCUUUCUGUCAUCUUGUUUGGCAUCCUAAUUUUUGCAUCAUGCUGGGCAUGUUGUUGCAGGAAGCCAAGAUCUAAGCCAUCAGAUGCAAAGUAUGAGCUUGAUGACACCGUGAGUGUUAAUGAAGCAGCUGAGGCUGAGCCUCUGCCAUGCAAAAAGAAGCAACUUGAUGAGCAGCCACUUCUUUUAUAAACACCCCUUGUGGAAAAAGAACAGAUUUAAAAACAGUUCUGUACAAUGGGUUGUUAUUAGUAUACUGCUUUCUUUUAUUAUUAGCAUUACUCUAGACUUUUUUGUAGUGUUUCAGGUAAGGCAAUGUUUGAUCACUGGCAGGUAGACAUAUGGUAGCAGUUCAUUUGGUAAACCAAUCAUCUUGAUGAUGCAAUCCCUACUGUUAUCUUAUUUUGCAGGCUAGUCUUAUUAUUGUAAUUAAAAGGCACAAAAAGCACUAAAUUUCAGCUUUUAAUGAAAGUAAACAAAGGAUCACAAUUUGCUGAUAUCCUUCAAUGGUUGGAAAAAGGAGCAUUUGCAGUUUUGAUAAUUUUUAAAUGUGAGCACUUGGGGUUUCUGAUGUGGAGGUAGAUUUUCUGAGGACAAGAACAUUUUGUGUGUUCAUAAGUAGGCCUGUCAUUGACAACCCUUUGGGAGAUUUCAUUGUCAAGUUUGUCCAAAGUCCAACAGGCUUGACUGAUCGCCUAAACUUACCUUUAUACCAGUGGCCAUUUAGUUGCAUUUUGUAAUAUCAGAAAUGACAUCAUAUUUCUGUUUUUUUUAUUAUGACAUCUAGUCAUUUUAUGACAACAGAUUUCCUGCUGCUUAAAGAUAAUGCACUAGAGGGAAUGUGAAGGCUCUCUUUGUUCAGCUUACAAUGACACCUGACACACUCCUAUCUGACAGGCCUUUCAUUGAGAGGCCUGUAUUAGAAAUUCCAGCUGCUCUUAAUCCUGCCGAUCUAUUGUUAUAAUUUUUAUGCAUAUCUGAAUGUUUGUGCCUGCUUUUACACAACUGUACAGCAAGGCCAGAUCAUUUAAAGAUUUUGUUGUAAUUAUAGCUCCAACACAAA
Rhopilema esculentum is the source of this 2065-nucleotide messenger RNA. RefSeq lists its product as uncharacterized. The record is from RefSeq and is a predicted model, not a curated record. Lineage: Eukaryota; Metazoa; Cnidaria; Scyphozoa; Rhizostomeae; Rhizostomatidae.